AUGUAUCCUUUUUCCCUUAACUCUCCCGGUUUUGUUAACCUCCUCACUUCCCAGAGUAGUCAGCCAAUAGAUUUAGGGUGUUCAGAGGUUCCUAAACCUGCUGAAAGGCGAAAGUGGACAACGAAAGAAGAUGUGGUGCUGAUCAGUGCUUGGCUCAACACCAGCAAGGAUCCAAUCGUGAGUAAUGAGCAAAAGGCAGGAGAUUUUUGGAAGCGAAUAGAGGAGUAUGUAAAUGCUAGCCCUCUGCUUGUUGGCUCCGUUCCUAGGGAGUGGAGUCAAUGUAAGCAGAGGUGGGGAAGGGUGAAUGAGCAGGUGUGCAAGUUUGUGGGAAGUCAUGAAGCCGCUUUGAAGGAGCAGGCGAGUGGACAAAACGAGAAUGAUGUCAUGAAGGCUGCUCAUGACAUCUUCUUUAAUGACUACCAUGCGAAGUUCACACUGGAACAUUGUUGGAGAGAGCUUAGGUUUGAUCAAAAAUGGAGAUCACAUUCUUUGUCGAGAGAGGGUGCAAAGGAGAAAAGGAAGGAACCGGCAGAGGAGGUGGCUGCGGAGGAAGAUGUUAGGCCACCUGGUAUUAAGGCUAGCAAAGCAUCCAAACAAAAGAAGCACGGGAAUGAAGCAGCGUUUGAUCAGAUUGAGAGCAUAUUAGCCGCGAAAAAUCACAUAUCCAAACAGAAAAUCCUUGACCGUCUGCUAGCAAAAAAUGAAGAUAAACUUUCUGCUCAAGAAGUGUGUCUAAAAGAUAAACUAAUCUCUGAAAUGCUUUGA
Molecule: messenger RNA, 765 nt
Organism: Brassica rapa (field mustard)
Lineage: Eukaryota; Viridiplantae; Streptophyta; Magnoliopsida; Brassicales; Brassicaceae
Product: glutathione S-transferase T3-like
Source: RefSeq, a predicted model, not a curated record